AUGCGGGACAUUGAGGGUCAGCUGGACCUGGUGUCCAAGGAUGAGGAAAACGAAGAGGACCCAGAGGAAGACCUGUCGGAAACAGAGACUCCAAAACUGAAGAAGAAGAAAAAGCCUAAAAAGCCUCGGGACCCAAAGAUUCCUAAGAGCAAGCGCCAAAAGAAGGAGCUGGGGGACAGCUCUGGGGAGGGGCCGGAGUUUGUGGAGGAGGAAGAAGAGGUGGCGCUGCGCUCAGACAGUGAGGGGAGCGACUACACCCCUGGCAAGAAGAAGAAAAAGAAGCUGGGACCCAAGAAGGAGAAGAAGAGCAAGUCCAAGCGGAAGGAGGAGGAGGAGGAAGACGAGGACGACGACGACUCAAAGGAGCCUAAGUCGUCUGCUCAGCUUCUGGAAGACUGGGGCAUGGAAGACAUUGACCAUGUGUUCUCAGAGGAGGAUUAUCGCACCCUCACCAACUACAAGGCCUUCAGCCAGUUUGUCCGACCCCUCAUUGCUGCCAAAAACCCCAAGAUUGCCGUCUCCAAGAUGAUGAUGGUUUUGGGUGCAAAGUGGCGGGAGUUCAGCACCAACAACCCCUUCAAAGGCAGUUCUGGGGCCUCCGUGGCGGCGGCCGCAGCAGCAGCGGUGGCUGUGGUGGAGAGCAUGGUGACGGCCACUGAGGCUGCGCCGCCCCCUCCCCCCGUGGAGGUGCCUGUCCGCAAGGCCAAGACCAAGGAGGGCAAAGGUCCCAACGCUCGGAGGAAGCCCAAGGGCAGCCCUCGCAUACCUGAUGCCAAGAAGCCUAAACCCAAGAAAGUGGCUCCCCUGAAAAUCAAGCUGGGAGGUUUUGGUUCCAAGCGUAAGAGAUCAUCGAGUGAGGAUGAUGACCUAGACGUGGAGUCUGACUUCGAUGAUGCCAGUAUCAACAGCUAUUCUGUUUCUGAUGGUUCCACCAGCCGUAGUAGCCGCAGCCGCAAGAAACUCCGAACCACUAAGAAGAAGAAGAAAGGCGAGGAGGAGGUGACUGCUGUGGAUGGUUAUGAGACAGACCACCAGGACUAUUGCGAGGUGUGCCAGCAAGGCGGCGAGAUCAUCCUGUGUGACACCUGUCCCCGCGCCUACCACAUGGUCUGCCUGGACCCGGAUAUGGAGAAGGCUCCCGAGGGCAAGUGGAGCUGCCCGCAUUGCGAGAAGGAGGGCAUCCAGUGGGAGGCCAAGGAGGACAACUCGGAGGGCGAGGAGAUCCUGGAAGAAGUUGGCGGCGACCCUGAGGAGGAGGACGACCACCACAUGGAAUUCUGCCGGGUCUGCAAGGAUGGCGGGGAGCUGCUCUGCUGUGACACUUGUCCUUCUUCCUACCACAUCCACUGCUUGAACCCCCCACUUCCAGAGAUCCCCAAUGGCGAAUGGCUCUGUCCCCGCUGCACGUGUCCAGCUCUGAAGGGCAAGGUGCAGAAGAUCCUGAUCUGGAAGUGGGGUCAGCCGCCGUCUCCUACACCAGUGCCUCGACCGCCGGAUGCUGAUCCAAACACUCCCUCCCCCAAGCCCUUGGAGGGGCGGCCAGAGCGACAGUUCUUUGUGAAGUGGCAAGGCAUGUCUUACUGGCACUGCUCCUGGGUGUCUGAACUGCAGCUGGAGCUGCACUGUCAGGUGAUGUUCCGAAACUAUCAGCGGAAAAACGAUAUGGACGAGCCACCUUCUGGAGACUUUGGUGGUGAUGAAGAGAAGAGUCGAAAGCGAAAGAACAAGGACCCGAAGUUCGCAGAGAUGGAGGAACGCUUUUACCGCUACGGGAUAAAACCUGAGUGGAUGAUGAUCCACCGAAUCCUCAACCACAGUGUGGACAAGAAGGGCCAUGUCCACUACUUGAUCAAGUGGCGGGACUUACCCUACGAUCAGGCAUCCUGGGAGAGCGAGGACGUGGAGAUACAGGAUUACGACCUGUUCAAGCAGAGCUAUUGGAACCACAGGGAGCUGAUGAGGGGCGAGGAGGGACGACCCGGCAAGAAGCUCAAGAAGGUGAAGCUGAGGAAGUUGGAGAGGCCGCCCGAGACGCCAACAGUUGACCCAACAGUGAAGUAUGAGCGGCAGCCAGAGUACCUGGAUGCUACGGGUGGAACACUGCACCCCUAUCAGAUGGAGGGCUUGAACUGGCUGCGCUUCUCCUGGGCUCAGGGCACUGACACCAUCUUGGCUGAUGAGAUGGGCCUUGGGAAAACUGUGCAGACAGCAGUCUUCCUUUACUCCCUCUAUAAGGAGGGUCAUUCCAAAGGCCCCUUCCUAGUGAGUGCUCCUCUCUCUACCAUCAUCAACUGGGAGCGGGAGUUUGAAAUGUGGGCUCCGGAUAUGUAUGUGGUGACCUACGUGGGUGAUAAGGACAGUCGUGCCAUCAUCCGGGAGAACGAAUUCUCCUUUGAAGACAAUGCCAUUCGUGGUGGCAAGAAGGCCUCCCGCAUGAAGAAAGAAGCAUCUGUGAAAUUCCAUGUGCUGCUGACAUCCUAUGAGUUGAUCACCAUUGACAUGGCUAUCUUGGGUUCUAUUGAUUGGGCCUGCCUUAUUGUGGAUGAAGCCCAUCGGCUGAAGAACAAUCAGUCUAAGUUCUUCCGGGUCUUGAACGGUUAUUCACUGCAGCACAAGCUGUUGUUGACUGGGACUCCAUUACAGAACAACCUCGAAGAGCUGUUUCAUCUGCUCAACUUUCUCACCCCCGAGAGGUUCCACAAUUUGGAAGGCUUUCUGGAGGAGUUUGCUGACAUCGCCAAGGAGGACCAGAUCAAAAAACUGCACGACAUGCUGGGGCCUCACAUGCUGCGGCGGCUCAAGGCUGACGUGUUCAAGAACAUGCCAUCCAAGACGGAGCUCAUUGUGCGUGUGGAGCUCAGCCCCAUGCAGAAGAAAUACUACAAGUACAUCCUCACGCGAAAUUUCGAAGCGCUCAACGCUCGCGGUGGUGGCAACCAGGUCUCCCUGCUCAAUGUGGUGAUGGAUCUCAAGAAGUGCUGCAACCACCCGUAUCUCUUCCCGGUGGCGGCCAUGGAAGCCCCCAAGAUGCCGAACGGCAUGUACGACGGCAGCGCCCUCAUCCGCGCGUCGGGGAAGCUGCUGCUGCUGCAGAAGAUGCUCAGGAACCUCAAGGAGGGUGGGCACCGCGUGCUCAUCUUCUCCCAGAUGACCAAGAUGCUGGACCUGCUGGAGGACUUCUUGGAACAUGAAGGCUAUAAAUACGAGCGGAUUGACGGCGGAAUCACCGGGAACAUGCGCCAGGAGGCCAUCGACCGCUUCAAUGCACCGGGUGCACAACAGUUCUGCUUCUUGCUUUCCACUCGAGCUGGGGGCCUUGGGAUCAAUUUGGCCACUGCUGACACCGUGAUUAUCUAUGAUUCUGACUGGAACCCCCACAAUGACAUCCAGGCCUUCAGCAGAGCUCACCGUAUUGGGCAAAAUAAGAAGGUGAUGAUCUACCGGUUUGUGACCCGUGCGUCAGUGGAGGAGCGCAUCACGCAGGUGGCAAAGAAGAAGAUGAUGUUGACGCACCUAGUGGUGCGGCCUGGGCUUGGCUCCAAGACUGGGUCUAUGUCCAAGCAGGAGCUUGAUGAUAUUCUCAAAUUUGGCACUGAGGAGCUGUUCAAAGAUGAGGCCACAGAUGGAGGGGGAGACAACAAAGAGGGCGAAGACAGCAGCGUUAUCCACUAUGAUGACAAGGCCAUUGAGCGGCUGCUGGACCGUAACCAGGAUGAGACUGAAGACACAGAGCUGCAGGGCAUGAAUGAAUAUCUGAGCUCAUUUAAAGUGGCCCAGUAUGUGGUGCGGGAAGAAGAAAUGGGGGAGGAAGAGGAGGUAGAGCGGGAAAUCAUAAAACAGGAGGAAAGUGUGGAUCCUGACUACUGGGAGAAAUUGCUGCGCCACCAUUAUGAGCAGCAGCAGGAAGACCUAGCCCGGAAUCUGGGCAAAGGAAAAAGAAUCCGUAAACAGGUCAACUACAAUGAUGGCUCCCAGGAGGACCGAGAUUGGCAGGACGACCAGUCCGACAACCAGUCCGAUUACUCGGUGGCCUCAGAGGAAGGUGAUGAGGACUUUGACGAACGGUCAGAAGCUCCCCGCAGGCCCAGUCGCAAGGGCCUGCGGAAUGAUAAAGAUAAGCCAUUGCCUCCUCUGUUGGCCCGUGUUGGGGGGAACAUCGAGGUGCUGGGUUUUAAUGCUCGUCAGCGAAAAGCCUUUCUUAAUGCAAUUAUGCGAUAUGGCAUGCCACCUCAGGACGCUUUCACCACCCAGUGGCUUGUGCGAGAUCUGCGAGGCAAGUCAGAGAAGGAGUUCAAGGCAUACGUCUCUCUCUUUAUGCGGCAUUUGUGCGAGCCGGGGGCAGAUGGUGCUGAGACCUUCGCUGAUGGUGUCCCCCGAGAAGGCCUGUCUCGCCAGCAUGUCCUUACCAGGAUUGGUGUCAUGUCCUUGAUUCGCAAGAAGGUGCAGGAGUUUGAACACGUUAAUGGGCGCUGGAGCAUGCCGGAGCUGGCUGAAGUAGAGGAAAACAAGAAGAUGUCUCAGCCAGGGUCCCCCUCCCCAAAGACUCCGACACCCUCCACUCCAGGGGACACGCAGCCCAACACUCCUGCCCCGGCCCCACCUGCUGAAGAUGGGAUAAAAAUAGAGGAAAACAGCCUCAAAGAAGAGGAGAGCACAGAAGGAGAAAAGGAGGUGAAGUCUGCGGUCCCCGAGGUUGCUGUUGAGUGUCCACAGCCCCCUGCCCCUGCCUCAGAGGAUGAAAAGGUCCUUGUCGAAACCCCUGAGGGAGAGGAGAAAGUGGAAAAGGCAGAGGUGAAGGAGAGAGCAGAGGAACCCAUGGAGACAGAGCCCAAAGGUGUUGCUGAUGUGGAAAAGGUGGAGGAAAAGUCAGCAAUCGAUCUGACCCCUAUUGUGGUAGAGGACAAAGAGGAGAAGAAAGAAGAAGAAGAGAAGAAAGAGGUGAUGCUUCAGAAUGGAGAGACCCCCAAGGACCUGAUUGACGAGAAGCAAAAGAAAAACAUUAAACAGCGUUUCAUGUUCAACAUUGCAGAUGGUGGUUUUACAGAGCUGCACUCCCUUUGGCAGAAUGAGGAGCGGGCAGCCACAGUCACCAAGAAGACUUAUGAGAUCUGGCAUCGACGGCAUGACUACUGGCUGCUAGCUGGCAUCAUAAACCAUGGCUAUGCCCGGUGGCAGGACAUUCAGAACGACCCACGCUAUGCCAUCCUCAAUGAGCCUUUCAAGGGAGAAAUGAACCGUGGCAAUUUCUUAGAGAUCAAGAAUAAAUUUUUAGCUCGAAGGUUCAAGCUCUUAGAACAAGCCCUGGUGAUUGAGGAACAGCUGCGCCGGGCGGCUUACCUGAACAUGUCAGAGGACCCUUCUCACCCUUCCAUGGCACUGAACACCCGCUUUGCCGAGGUGGAAUGUUUGGCAGAAAGUCAUCAGCACCUGUCUAAGGAGUCAAUGGCAGGAAACAAGCCUGCCAACGCAGUCCUGCACAAAGUUCUGAAACAGCUGGAAGAACUGCUAAGUGACAUGAAAGCGGACGUGACCCGGCUGCCAGCUACCAUUGCCCGAAUUCCCCCCGUCGCUGUGAGGCUACAGAUGUCAGAGCGCAACAUCCUCAGCCGCCUGGCAAACCGGGCCCCCGAACCUACCCCGCAGCAGGUAGCCCAGCAGCAGUGAAGAUGCAGACGGGUGAUGCCACCUCCGCCGCUGAGCAGUGACCUUCCUCACUUUCUCUUGUCCCAGCUUCUUCCCUGGGGGCCUGAGAGACCCUCGCCCUCCUGCCCAUCUUCCAUGUUGUCAAGGAACAGCCCCUGUGCACCGGGGGAGGGGAGGGAGUGAGGGGCAGUGGUGCCCUUUCUGCAGGAGAGACAUGCAGCAGUAGCGCCGGCGCCGUCUGCAGGGAGUCGGUGGGCUGGCCUUCUGGACCCUGGCUUCUCCCCACCGUAACAUCUGUUACACACAAACUGCUGUGGGUUCCUGCCAGGCGUGAAGAAAGUGAUCUGGAUUUCUUCCUCCUUUUGGUUUUAUUUUGUUGGUUUAUUUUGUUUCCUUUUCUCCGUUUUCGGGGGUAUUCAGAGUGGGCUGGGCCCCUGGGCGAGACACAGCUACCUCUGUUGGCAUCUUUUUAAUACCAGGAACCCAGCGGCUCCAGCCACUGAGCGGCUAGAAUGAAAUAAAGUGAAAAAAAAAAAAGGAAAACCAAAAGCAUACAAAACCGCAGCAAAUUUCUUGACGAAAAUGGAAAAUAAAAGUUUCCUUGUAUUUUA
This is a messenger RNA of Carlito syrichta (Philippine tarsier), 6254 nucleotides long. RefSeq names its product chromodomain helicase DNA binding protein 4 (gene CHD4). The transcript has 39 exons. The record is from RefSeq and is a predicted model, not a curated record. Gene Ontology annotation, biological process: chromatin remodeling; negative regulation of transcription by RNA polymerase II. Gene Ontology annotation, molecular function: DNA binding; ATP-dependent chromatin remodeler activity; chromatin binding. Gene Ontology annotation, cellular component: nucleus; NuRD complex; chromatin. Lineage: Eukaryota; Metazoa; Chordata; Mammalia; Primates; Tarsiidae. Bases 1 to 5664 code for a protein of 1887 amino acids.